This is a messenger RNA of Chlorella variabilis, 1092 nucleotides long. RefSeq lists its product as hypothetical. The record is from RefSeq and is a predicted model, not a curated record. The coding region runs from base 1 to 1092 and encodes 363 amino acids. NCBI's taxonomy places the organism in Eukaryota, Viridiplantae, Chlorophyta, Trebouxiophyceae, Chlorellales, Chlorellaceae. The transcript has 3 exons. Gene Ontology annotation, cellular component: plasma membrane.
AUGCAGGCCCAGGCCCAACAGCCACUACCAGCCUGGGUGGCGGCCCCCGCCAGGCGGCAGCGUUGCCAGGUCCCACCUGCCGUCCGCGGCUGCGCAGCCCGUGCCAGCUUGGGCGGCAGCGACAGCAGCAGCGUGUUGAGCAGCAGCAGCAGCAGCAGCAGCACCGGCUGGUUGCUGGACACGGCAGCCAGCCUCGAUCCAGCAACCAGCAGCAGCAGCAGCAGCAGCAACGGCAGCGGCAGCGGCCGAUAUGAUGCAAUUAUGAUGCUUGGCGGCGGCCUGUUCCCAGACGGCAGCCUCCCAGAGUGGGUGGUGCGCCGCCUGGAGGGGUCCCUGCACCUAUACCACCAGCAGCAGGCCCUGCACGCCGCCAGCCAGACCGCAGCAGCAGCAACGCCAACGCCAACGCCAACGCGAAGCGCUGACGGGUGCCCCGGCCAGCCGUGGCGCGCCGCCGCAGCGGGCCCCUGCCCCAUCGUGCUGCUGGGGGCGGCCACGCCGCACAAGCCGCCCGUCAUGGACGACCGCGGGUACGUGCUGUACGAGAGCACGGCGUAUGCCGCCUACCUCAUGGGGCGGGGCGUGCCGGCAGGCGACCUGCUCAAGGAGACUCAGUCGUGCGACACCGUGGGUAACGGCUACUUCUCUCUCCUCCAGCACGCCCUGCCCGCGGGCUGGAGGCGCAUCGCCGUGGUCACCAGCGAGUUCCACAUGCCGCGCACCCAAGCCACCUUCGACUUUGUGUACGGCCUGGCGGGCAGGCAGCUGCACGGCGACCCCGCCUGGUACCGCCUGGAGUACCGGGCAGGCAAGAGGGGCGCUGGCUGCGUGUGGCGAUGGUGGUGGUGGCAUGUGCAUGACUAUGUUGUGCUGAUGAGCGACGAGGGCAUUUUUGAGGCGGACGUGACUGAUGCGCGGGCUGCCAAGGAGGCUGCGGCGGUGGCCACCUGGCACAAGAACACCGCCGGCAUGCGCAGCCUGGCAGACCUGCACAGCUGGCUGUACGCCACGCACCUCUGCUACAGCGUCAGCAGGCAGCAGGAGUUUGGGAGGGUGCAGGAACUGGACCCCAAGCUGGCGGCCACCUACUAG